Messenger RNA from Fusarium pseudograminearum CS3096, 969 nucleotides. RefSeq lists its product as uncharacterized. The coding region runs from base 1 to 969 and encodes 322 amino acids. The record is from RefSeq and is a predicted model, not a curated record. Lineage: Eukaryota; Fungi; Ascomycota; Sordariomycetes; Hypocreales; Nectriaceae. The transcript has a single exon.
AUGGUAAACAUGUCCUCGUCUUCAGCAUAUGACUCUGAGACCGUACCCUUUUCGGGCCCAUCCACAUCCAUAGCCAGCUUCACUUCUUUGCCUCCCGAACUUCGCCUGAAGAUAUGGUCGCGGGCCAAUGAGCCUCGCAUCGUUUUAUACCGUGAUCUAGCCCAAGGGAUUGGUUCUUGUCCGUUACCUACUGUUACACAACUCAAUGCUGAAGCGCGAGAUGAAACCCGACUAGGGUAUGAACCGAUAGGUCGAGGAUCGUUCUUGGACUUUUCUAAGGAUAUUCUUGUUUGCGACCAUCUGAUCUCGGACCAAGCAACAGACCAGUAUUUGGACGAGCUCGCGCCUCGGGUCAGACGGAUGGCCUUUUGGGAUUGCUUCCCCGAUGAUGGCCGGGUCCAGAUGCCCCAUCACUACUCUGUCUACCUAUCCAUAUGCUACAAUCAGCGAGGAGACUUUGGGAAAAUCGAGUUUGACAGAUUUUGGUUCCCUAACCUGGAUGAACUAUGGAUUGUGAAGGUGGGAGACAUCGAUCCACGCUGGCAAAUCCCGGUGAACAAGCAAGCGACAUACGAAUCUCGGCUCAAAGAGCUGGCGAAGCAAUUCAGGUACUGGGUGGAGGAUGAGAUCAUCGAGAUGGCACCUCUAGACCUCAGCGACCCUGAUUCUCACGCUGUUCUCUACGAAGGCCGCUGUGGAAAAGAGGAUUGUCACGAACUCAACCAGGGACGCACAAAGAUGGUAUCCAAGGUUGUAUUUCUUGAUGGAAAAUACAAGGCUCCCGAUGAUGGCCAGAAAUGGGUUCGAAUUUUUCCCUUGCAGGCGAAAGAAGGAAUAGGAGCAGAGGAUCAAACCCAUGCGAAUGGGUUGAGGUGGGUUGCCAUUGAGAGAAUCUUGACCUUCAACCUAUACCGCGAAGCCUGGAGCGAAGGUGGAAGGGAGAUCAGACGACACAGACCGUUGAGUUGA